GGAAAGUCAGGAAGCCCGAGAAAAGUCUGGAGACCUGCCCUCUCCACCUGGACACCCAGAUCGAGCUGCCUCCUGUGGUCCUGCCCUCAGGAAUCACUGGCUUCUGUUGAAGACUGAUCCAGGGAAUUUGUGGCGGAGUGGGCAAAUAACUGCAGCUUUCCUGGCGCCCAGAGAUUUGCACCAUGCCAAGGCUCAAGCAGGUGAAACCACAACACAUCAACUUGGAGAAAGACCAGGGACGGCAACAGCCACAGCACCGGGCCCCAGAGUUUACAGAUGUAGCUCCAGCAGCACCUGUGGCAGGGGACCUGGGUACUCCAAUGAACUAUGUAGGGACUGGUGAUGACAUGAUUGGGGACCAAGUGCCGGCAAAGAGGCCUCGUCGGGAGGAGACUCACAUCUGUGAGAAAUGCUGUGGAGAGUUCUUCAGCUUCUCUGAGCUCUUAGAACAUAAGAAAAAUUGCCCUGAACGUCUACCUGUCUUCGUCAUGAAUGACAGUGAGGGACUAGUACCUUUGGAAGACUUCUCUGGGGCUGUGUUGAGCCACCAGCCACAGAGUUCAAGCAGUAAGGACAGUCACAGGGAGGAUGGUAGCAGCUCAAGGGAUGGGAAGGAGAAGCCAGGGGCGGAGUCUGUUCUAUACUUAAAGAAGGAGAGUACUCUGCCCCCCACACCCCAAGAUUCAAGCUAUUUACCCAAAGGCAAAGUGACCAGCACUAAUGUGACUCUUCAAGCACUGUGGGGCACCAAGGUGGCAGUGAAGCAGCAGAGCGCGGAUGCACAGCCUGCCUCCCUGCCUGGUGCCAACAGGAUCCCAUCGGUCCUGGAGCAGAUCUUCUGUCUGCAGAAGCAGCAGCUACAGCAGAUCCAGCUCAUUGAGCAGAUCCGCAUCCAGAUGGACACGUGGGCCGCCAAUACCGCCCACUCUGGCACAGCGGGAGCUGACAACCUUAACACCUUAGGCAACCGUGUGUCUCAGCCAGUUUCUGCAGCAGUGGCCUCGCUCAGUCAGAAAGCUGGAAGUCAAGGUUUGCCUCUGGACACCUUGAAACAAGCCAGGCUACCUCACACAAACAUCCUUCCCACCACCAGCUCUGUGUCCUCAGGACUGAUGCCCUCCGCCUUGAGGCCGGAUGGGUCGAGGGUAGUCCCUAGCCGCCUUCCAGGUACUUUGCUACCUGAGACCUCGAGCUCUGUGCUCUUCCAGAGCCCUUUCUCCACUGCGCCAUUAGAUCUGUCCAAGCAAGGGAAAGAGAAGCCACCCAACGUGCUCCCGGUGGAUGUCAAAUCCAAAAAUCUGUCUGGCUUCUGUAAGCGCGUGUGUAAGUACUGUGGCAGGGUUUUUGAGACUGAUACCUCCUUGCAGAUCCACCUCUGUUCCCAUACUGGAAAGAAACUCUUUACGUGCUCUAUCUGUGGUCACUGGUUCACCAGUGAAGGCACACUGAAGGAGCACUUUUAUCAACAUCUCCGGGCGAAGGAGAACGCCCAGCUACAUGCUGAGUUCCACAACAGAAUGGCGAUGGGCAGUGGUGCUCGCUGUGUACGCUCUGUCCCUGUCCCUGUAGGUGAAUCUAGUCUCUCUUUAGGCAGCAGACCUGUCUUGGUACCAGGGGCCCCCAAUGUAGGGCUACCUCAGAAUCUCUUUUUGGUGAGUAAUCCCAAGGACCUAAAGAGUGGCCCACCAGCCCAAGACCUGCAUCCUAGACCUUCUCCAGAAAUUGAGGAUGGAUCCAUAUACUCUGGGGUGGGGCCGAGCCAUAGUUCCCUGAGGGUUGGUGGUUUCCAAGGGAGAGGAAGACCUGAGCUGGGGUCACAUACCCUGAAGUUGCAGCAGCUAGUGAAGAACGUUGACAAGGCCACUACUGACCCCAAUGAAUGUCUCAUUUGCCACCGUGCCUUAAGCUGCCAAAGCUCCCUCAGAAUGCAUUAUCGCACCCAUGCUGAAGAGAGGCCAUUCCGGUGUACGGUCUGUGACCGAGCCUUUUCUACCAAAGGCAGCCUGAAGAUACACUUAGGGGUUCACCAGACUAACACCUCCGUAAAGACGCAGUAUUCGUGCCCCAUCUGCCAGAAGAAGUUCACCAAUGCAGUCAUGUUGCAGCAGCACAUCCGGAUGCACAUGGGUGGUCAGAUUCCCAACACGCCCCUCCCAGAGAAUCCCAGUGACUUGGCAGGUUCUGAGCUGAUGGUGGUCAGUGAGAGUGGCAGCACAAGCGCCGCCUGUCACAAUGACAAUGCAUUCAAUGACAUUGAAUGCAUUGAUGUAGAUGAAGUCAGCUCCCAGGAUGCCCCCAGCAGCUCCUCAAAGGUCCCUGUGCCUCUUUCCAGCAUCCACUUGGCAUCACCCACACUAGGGUUCACCAUGGUGACCCCCAGUGAUGCCCCAGGAAAGGUGAGCCCCGCUCCUGUGGUCCUGCAGCAGCAGAGCAGCAGAGGAAAGCGUUCCGUGAAAAGGGGCGGCUUGACCAACGUCUCGUCCUCAGUGAUGGGAGACCCACAGUCUCAGAGCCGAAGUCCAGAUGUCCGGGAGACUGCAUCUUUUCAAGAUAGUCAAGCAGAGAGCGUCAAGUUUAAGUCUCCUCAUGCUGGUGGCAAAAGAGAGAGGUUGGAGAAUAGCCUCACUGAGAUGGAAGGUUGGAGCAGUCUCCCAUUUGACCGAGCCCAACCAGCCCAUGUCAGAGUUGAAGUUAGUGGUGCAUCUGGAUCCUCAGCCAUGUCCCCAGGCAUGACACCUUUGGUAAUGGCCCAACCAGGCCAACAGGGCAAGCAAUAUGGCCGCACAUGGUACAGGGAGAACCACUCAUCAGCCAGUGCUCUUCAGAUUCGUGAGCAGACACACACUAGGAAGAAGUCUUUCGUGUGUAACAUAUGUGGACAAGCUUUCACCACCAAAGGCAAGUUGCAGGUCCACUAUAUGACUCAUGUUGCUAACAAUAGCUCUGCACACUGUGGGAGGAAGCUGGCAAUUGAGAACACCACGGAUCUGUCAGGAACAGAUGGAAAGAAGCUCCCUGAGAUGUUUCCCCAGGAAAUCAUGGCCCCUUCAGUGAGCAUGGGUCCUGUUAUGGGGAACCAGUACACUAACAUGCCCAAUGAUGAUCUGGCCACGAAGACCAACAAGAUCUCAGUGAUCAAGACUGUAGGCAUUUCUACUCCCUUGGCUAGCCUGGGGGCCAGGUCCCUUGUCAGUAACACCGCUGUCUCCAAGGUAGAUUCACAGCGUUCCCAAGCACCAGUUCCCUCACUUACUCGGGGAAAACAAGGUAGUGGUCAGCUAAGCUAA
Phyllostomus hastatus (greater spear-nosed bat) is the source of this 3287-nucleotide messenger RNA. RefSeq names its product sal-like protein 4. Bases 183 to 3287 code for a protein of 1034 amino acids. Gene Ontology annotation, molecular function: DNA-binding transcription factor activity, RNA polymerase II-specific; RNA polymerase II cis-regulatory region sequence-specific DNA binding. NCBI's taxonomy places the organism in Eukaryota, Metazoa, Chordata, Mammalia, Chiroptera, Phyllostomidae. The transcript is spliced from 2 exons. Gene Ontology annotation, cellular component: nucleus. Gene Ontology annotation, biological process: regulation of transcription by RNA polymerase II. The record is from RefSeq and is a predicted model, not a curated record.